Molecule: messenger RNA, 1728 nt
Organism: Symbiodinium sp. CCMP2456
Lineage: Eukaryota; Dinophyceae; Suessiales; Symbiodiniaceae
Source: the annotation of a GenBank genome assembly
AUGGCCCGGCUUGGUCCCCGCGCCUCUUUCCAGACUGCGAGCUCACUGGGCUCCGAGGUGGACUCGCAGGUCGAGUUCAUCUCUUUGGCACUGGAACGACCUACUAGCCCAUCCUCGGGCACGGCAUUGAGCACGCACUGCGAAACGCAAGUCUGCAACGUGCAGCUGCUGGAUGAGGAAGAUCUCUACUUCCGUGUCAAUCUGAGAGAUGCGGAGAUGAGGCCCGUUCCCAUGUUGGUCACGAGAUCUACAGAGACGCAGACUGACUACUUGGACGCGGGGACCCGGACCGAAGCGACCCAGACGGAACUGGAGGCGUGGAGCCCUCUUACGGAGCAGGUCACCCCAGCUACGGCCGACCCAUAUGGCAGUGCAGAGUCAGGAGACGCAGCCGCCGGAUGUGACGCCUUCCCGGAUGAGGCCGAGGAGAUCUUCGCAAAGCUGGACGCAGAGGGAGGCGAGGAGACAGAAGGAUGGAAUGGAAGUCUCGGGGGCGAUGGCAUUGGAGCUGAUGAGGCUGACGAGGCGAUAGUAAGACAAAAUGUGGAGGCCGAUGAUGGCCCAUCUCCUGACGACGUUCUGGUGCAGACAUCGCUUGUGACCCACAUGGAGGAAAAAUUGAUUGCGCGUGAUGCGGUUGCCCAAGCUGCUCUUUCGAGUCACGUGGAAGAGGCGACGGAAGCUCAAGAGAUAGUCAGGGCGGCUUUGCUCGAGCACGUAGACGAACAGACCCGAGAGGAGCAGAGGCCCUCGUCUCAGCUGACGCUUUCCGAUGCACCCGGGCUUCCAGCUCCGGAGGAGCCGUCAGAUGUGGAGGUAGAAGCAGAGGCAGAAGCGGACGUGGCAGAUGUGAUGGAGGCGCACAACCAGGAGAUCGCGCCACAGGCGGACACACAGGACGAAGAGUUGGAGGCCUGGCGCUUACGGGUCCAGCUCAUGAUGCUUCAGGAGGUGGCCGCCUCUUGCAUCCCAGCGAAGAUGAGCCCUCGAGAACUUGUGCGCACUCUGGGAAUGGCCAUGGCGGACUCGCCCUCCUUUGCUCAGGCUUCGCCGGAAGACAUCACCCACCCCAGCUCACGUGGCUCCCUCCUUGCCGAGGGACUAAUGACCCCGCCAUCGCCGCCAGCUCCCUCUUCGGCGCGGUCUCGUCCGUCCGAGGCUUCCGGGGUCCCGCUUAGGUGCUCCGCGCUGUUCGACGAGAAGGAGGCCUCGCCAAAGAGGGUGCACCCCGUGCCGCCCCUGGACUUCAGUCGAGUCUACAUGGGCGAUGCUGAUGCGGACCUCGACUACGACUACGAGGGUGCAGAUUCGACAUGGAUGACGCACGGACGCUCGCUUACUCCAACGGAUUCUUCCUCGCGUAUGAGCAAGUCAACGUCGGAUGGAAGGCUCUGGCAACCAUCCGUCUCCUGUGCCCCACCGGAUGUCCAGGUUUCUUCACCGGAGGAGAAGCAUCGCAGGUUUGUGGGCAAGAUCCGUGCGAAGCAUCUGCUACCUCCACGAACGUCGCCCUUUGCCAAGCCACAAGUCCUUGCCCCAAUUACUUACAAGGCUGGUGGAGCCUUUGGAAACAAGGCGAAGAAGGUCACAGCAAGGGCUUUGCCCGCCACUCCGUUCAUGGAGCAGUUGCAUUCGCACUUUCACCACCAUUUCCACUUUAGAAAUAAUCUGCCACCAAUUUCUCAUAGUGUCGACUUUGAGACAGGUGCAAGCACCGACUCGUUUUAG